Molecule: messenger RNA, 1617 nt
Organism: Galeopterus variegatus (Sunda flying lemur)
Lineage: Eukaryota; Metazoa; Chordata; Mammalia; Dermoptera; Cynocephalidae
Gene: SH2D5
Product: SH2 domain containing 5
Exons: 10
Coding region: 65-1351 (428 amino acids)
Cellular component (GO): postsynaptic density
Source: RefSeq, a predicted model, not a curated record
AGCGGUGCCGCGGGCGCCGAUUGCUUCUCUCCUGUGGAGCUCGCAGCCGGGCACCCUGGGGGCCAUGCAGAAGGCUGGGGCAAGGGGCCGGAGGGCCUCCGACUGCGGGCCUGCCCCUUAUCGGCCCAGGUGCAUCACCAAGUUUGCCCAGUACGUGGGCUCCUUCCCCGUGGACAACCUGGGCACACAGGAGAGCGUGUGGCUGGUGCAGCAACAGCUGUGGGCACUGAAGGACUGUCCCCGACGCCGGGCCGUCAUCCUGAAAUUCAGCCUUCAGGGUCUGAAGAUCUACAGCGCGGAGGGUGAGAUGCUCCUAAUGGCUCACGCCCUGAGGCGCGUCCUCUACUCCACCUGGUGCCCAGCCUACUGCCAGUUUGCCUUCAUCGCCCGAAACCCACGGAGUCCAGCCAGCAAGCUCUUCUGCCACCUCUUUGUGGGCAGCCAGCCUGGAGAGGUCCAGAUCCUGCACCUGCUACUUUGUCGCUCCUUCCAGCUCGCUUACCUCUUGCAGCACCCUGAGGAGAGGGCACAGCCUGAGCCCUGCCCAGGGCCUGGAGGGGACAUGCCCCCGAAGCCACUGUCCAGUCCCGGGGGCCCCUCUGGCCUGGUGUGGGAGCCCUUCGGCCGUGAUCAGCUCUCUCAGAAUGUCCAUGCACUGGUCUCCUUCCGGCGGCUGCGAGCAGAGGGGCCAAUGGGCAGUGGGAAGGAGUUGCCAGAGUUGGAAGGCCGUGGGGGCGCCCGUGGUGCUCGCCUGGGCAAUCCCUACUGCUCGCCCACACUGGUGCGCAAGAAGGCCAUUCGCAGCAAGGUGAUCCGUUCGGGGGCCUACCGAGGCUGCACCUAUGAGACUCAGCUGCAGCUGUUGGCUCGGGAGGCCUUUCCCGCGGCAUGGGAGGCCUGGCCUUGGGGCCCUGGUGGCCCCUUGUGCCUGGUGGAGAGUGAGGGCAGCCUGACGGAGAACAUCUGGGCCUUUGCUGGCAUCUCCAGGCCCUGUGCCCUCACCCUGCUGCGGAGAGAUGUGCUCGGGGCCUUCCUGCUGUGGCCCGAGCCGGGCGCCAGCGGCCAGUGGUGCCUGUCAGUGCGGACGCCCUGCGGCGUGGUGCCCCACCAGGUCUUCCGGACCCACCUGGGCCGCUACUGCCUGGAGCACCUGCCGGCAGAGUUCCCCAGCCUGGAGGCCCUGGUAGAGAACCAUGCUGGCACCGAGCGCAGCCUCUUCUGCCCCCUCGACAUGGGCCGCUUGAACCCUGCCUACGAGGAGCAAGACCGUGGGCCCGAAGGCAGGCUGCCCCGGACUCUGCGGCCCCUCAGCCAUGCCAAGUCAGAAGCAGAACUUCAAGGCCUGGGCUAGGAGGCCAGGCCCCACACCCACAGGCCUGGUCUUGUCCUGGCUCCUGGGCCUCAGCGGCUGCUCUGCCCUUCAUACACCCUGCUGGUCACCAGUUCCAUCCAGUCACUGCCCUUGGACCAGUCUUCCAUUGCUUCACUGUCUGUGGGAGGGGAGCCCUGAGAUUGGAGAUUGCCAGUGGCUUCUCACAGGACAUGUAGGCCACUGAGAUUCCAGGAGGGGCAGGCAAAGAUUCAGGCUUCCAGUAACUUGCUGGGUGACUUUGGUUG